GUUUCUCCUUAACCACCAUCUACCCUGCCAGUGCUCUCCGACUUGAUCGUUCGCCGCACAGCCCUUCUCACAGCUGCUCGUCUAUUUGCUUUCUGCCCCAUCAUCUUCUCUGCUCGCAAAAUGAGUGCUCGUGUUCCGUUCAUGCCCCAACGGCCUGCUUCUCGUCAACAGCAAGCUCGCUCCGAAAGCUCAGCUCCUCCGCCUACUCAUGACACCUUCCGCCCGAACGGGCUGCUCUCUGUCAGUACCUCUUCCCUCCCGGACCCCUCUCACGACUCGGCGGCCUCGAAAGACACGCAUAUACCCAGCCAUCGCAGCGCCGAAGCUGCUCUGAAGGCCGCAACCAACAAACCGCUCAACCUCGCCGGACUCGCCAAGCGGAAGCCCGCUCCUCAAGCCAACGGUGCCUCUAUACCAGGUUCAAAUCGCAAGUCGUUUGACGCAGGAGACUUUCGCUCGUCCAAGGCUUUCCUGGCACCGAGCGAGGCCUACCGCCUGUCCACUACAGGCCCUCGUCCGUCCUCUCCGUUCUUCCCUGGUAGCACCGCCUCUGGUCCUGGCUACGUCUCUACCAAUGAGUUCCGCCCGCCGAUGCUCCCUGCGCCGUCUAAGCUGCAUGCUGCUUCUUCUGCCGACGACCUGAACGCAAACCACGCGCAUACAGCCACCUCCGCUGACGCUCCCGGCGACGGCAACGUGCCCUCCACCAACGGUGACAAUUACGGAGGACUGUACUCUUUGGGCUUGAACGCCUCCGACCGUGGCCAUCUCCGUCGGCGCACCGCUUCUCAUCCGUCUCUCGAGAAGAUUAACGAAGCGGACGACGAGGACGCUGGACAACUUGCUGGCCAUGCCCAGGAUCCUCGGCUCUCUCAUGGCUACCCCGAGGACGGCCCUACAGGCUCGGACGACGGUCGUUCUGAGGUGUCCCAACAUGGCCUGCGUCGCUCGACGAAGCGGAUCCAUCAACAAGACUUCGAAGAGGACGAGUUCACAUAUGGGAACCAGGCGAAGCGAUACAAGGCCAAUGGACAUGGCGCGCCGGACGACUUCGGGACUCGCUACUCGCGCGGGCCCACCCCCGACAUCCGCGGCUUUCCCGCGUCCGAAGAUUAUGACGAUGGCGCUCUACCUGCCUCCAGGGCCCCUUCACAGCACCCCGAGCGGCCGUACUCGCGCAUGUCGGAGGUCCACGUCCACCCGCAGGGCGCGCCCUUGGAUUCUACAGGACGCGGAGAGGCGCUUUACAAGCUGCUCGGGCAGGAUUUGGGGGCGUUCGUCGAUGGGCAUGUGGACGCGUACGAGGAGGCGAAGAAGAAGUGGUCGGAGUGCUCGAUGGACGAGUGGAGGGCUGGUGCGGACGAACUCACGACGAAGUUUGCGAAGAUGCUCGACUUCGUCAAGGACCAUAUGACAGAAAAGCUGUCCCUGUAUGCCUCUCUCCAUUCUGCUGUCGCUUCUCACAAGUCCGUGCUCGCCGAGCGAGAGAAGACGCUGGCGGAAGCCAGGGAGAGCUUGGUGAAAGAAGGAGGUGCGGUUGUCGGUGGCAGCGCAGUCGCCUCUGCUGUCCAGCCAGAGAAGCAAGGCGCGGAAGAUUAGACACGGACACUACUCGCGCCUCAGUCUGUGUGCUCGAUGUGCUGGGAGUCUAGGACAGUACAAUAUGGUAUAUCGC
This is a messenger RNA of Rhodofomes roseus, 1675 nucleotides long. RefSeq lists its product as uncharacterized. Bases 121 to 1599 code for a protein of 492 amino acids. The transcript has 5 exons. The record is from RefSeq and is a predicted model, not a curated record. Lineage: Eukaryota; Fungi; Basidiomycota; Agaricomycetes; Polyporales; Fomitopsidaceae.